CGAAGGUCGCGCUUGUCUCCCUAGCAACAAGCAUUUUCCUAACAACAGCCGUCGCCGCAAUGGACGCGUUAAAGACGGCGAUACAGGAAGCAGCGAGGCUCAAGAGAGAUGAAGGCAUAAUACGCCUGAACAGCUGUUUUCAGUGGAGAGAAUUUGAAGGCGAUGACCAGAGACAGAAAAUACACCAAGAAUUUGUGUAUGAGAAUGUGAUGUACUCAGUACAGCGUGGGCUUCCAUGGGCUGCAGUGGCCCAAAUAGCAAAUCUGAGUAAAGAGCUCCUCCCUGAGCUUAGAGGUUUGGAGAGAUCUGAAGCAGCGUCUUUGAUCCAGACUCGGCUGUCACAGUGUGUUCAUCGACUGUCUCCCUCUCAUCACGCCACCAUGUAUGACUUUAUGGUGCAGACCUACAUCCAUCAUCAGAGCCUAUAUCAAGCUUUUUUAAAGGAAGAGGUGAACCUUAACUGUAUGCACUCCCAUCUUGAGAUUCAAGUUCCACCACAUCCCCUACCACUAUCUGAGGGAACAGAUUUGGGAAUCUGGGAGAAGCAGCAGGCUUUGAAAGAACUAAUGGCAGUCGAGACAGUGAAGCUUGCAGAAAUCCAUAGACUAAAAGAACAAGCCGAGGCACAGAUAUGGGAGAAGGCAGAAGUCAGUCUCAGUGACCUUUCACUGGAGGGCAGACUAGACAAACAGGCACUGGAAAGCAUGGUUCACUCCAUUCUGCAGUCAGAAGUAGACAUGCUAAAGGAGAUUUUAAUAAAGGAAAUCAGAGCUGUGCAAGAGCUGCUGGAAAUAAGACUGAGUCAAACAGCUCUACAAGGAGCAGGACACUCUUCAGAUGCAUCAGGCUUCUCACAAAAAGGCUCUACGUCUGGCUCCACAAAACCGAAAAAGAAAUGAGGGUAACAAGAUGGUUUAAAAAAAAUAUUUUAUACUGGCAAUCAUUCAUUCAUUCAUUUAUUUGUUCAUCUUUGGUGAGUUCAUUAUACUGGUCAGGAUCAUGGUGAAUCCAGAGCCUAUCCUGGAAACAGUGGGCAUGAGGAGGGAAUACACCCUAGACAUUGGGGCAUCAAUCCAUUGUAGGGCACCACACACACACACACUCAUUCACUUAUAGGGGCAAUUAUAGCAUAUUCAGUCAUCCUACAGCAUUUUUUUGGUAGGUGGAGAGGAAACCCACAGUAACGUGAGAGAAAAGAAACAGUAAUUAGAGCUACCCCCUGCACUUGUACUGGGAAUUGAAUAUACUGUAUUAAAUAUCGACAUUAAAUUUCAUUUUAAUUACACAGAAUUGUUUUUGCACUGUACAGUGCUCUAUUUUAAGGGUUUGAAAGUGCUCUAAUAGAAAAUGGGGUCCUCAAAGUUUAUUUGAUGGUUUGGGCUUGUAGUUUUCUACAGAGAUUUUAAAUUGAUUUAUCCUGGGCUGAACAGCUAGAUUGAAGAGGGUACUAAGCAAAAAUACUUAAUAUGGAAUUUGGAUUUAAAAAAAUAAAAGAGAAGAUAACCUGCUUUAUACAAUGCAUUAAAUCAUCCACGUGGAGAAACUAUCCAUAAAAUAUCAAUAAUAUAUUCAUAACACAAUAUGCUUGUCGUGUGGAUAAUGGAGGAAAAAGAACAUUACAGACAUUAAAGUCAUUCAUUGCAAUAAGUAAUAUUACAUUCAAAAAAGAAAAUAUACUUACAAAUAUAG
Messenger RNA from Ictalurus punctatus (channel catfish), 1689 nucleotides. It is a transcript of the gene c9h8orf74, whose product is annotated as chromosome 9 C8orf74 homolog. The record is from RefSeq and is a predicted model, not a curated record. The transcript is spliced from 4 exons. The coding region runs from base 60 to 899 and encodes 279 amino acids. Lineage: Eukaryota; Metazoa; Chordata; Actinopteri; Siluriformes; Ictaluridae.